This is a messenger RNA of Myodes glareolus (Bank vole), 751 nucleotides long. RefSeq names its product protamine 3 (gene Prm3). Gene Ontology annotation, biological process: flagellated sperm motility. Lineage: Eukaryota; Metazoa; Chordata; Mammalia; Rodentia; Cricetidae. The record is from RefSeq and is a predicted model, not a curated record. Gene Ontology annotation, cellular component: cytoplasm.
GCAAGGAUGGUGAAAAGCUAAUUUCCCCCAAAGAGGAAUUCUACCUCUGGACCCGGGAAGCGAACGAGUUUGGGACUGGACUGGGAGAGGUCCUGGAAGUAAGGCCAUCUUCCCACCGUAAACUAGGCACACUUGAGUUUCUAGACGCAGUAGGUUUGCCUGACAUAACUCCUGUCCAAUUGGCCCUCCCAGCUCAUAGUGGCCAGUGCAGCUUCAAGUUCCAGGGUGGGGGAGGGUCCAGAGGGUGGUGCCUUGGAACCUGUUUGUGACGUCAGCGCCACGCCCACUAGCCUCACACCCUCUCACCGCCCAAGCUGCCUCCCUCCUAGUCCAGAGAGACAGGAGUGGGUGAUGGGUUCCCGCUGUGCCAAGCUCAGCACUGGCCAUGGCACGGCCCAGAACACAGGUCACAGCCGUGGCCACGAGUCCUCCAUGAAGAAGCUCGUGGCCUGUGUGAGUCAAGACAACUUCUCCCUGUCAUCAGAGGGCGAGGAGGAAGAGGAAGAUGAGGAGGAAGAGGAAGAGGAGGAUGAGGUGGAAGAGGAAGAGGAGGAGCAGAUACCGGUGAAGGGCAAGCUGCUGCUGCUGGGGCCCGAGAAGCAGGAGAGUACUGAGGACAAUGCCGUGGCCCAGCCAAGCCCCGAGCCCAAGCAGAAGCACUCCUGACCCAUCCUGAGGCCUGUCUGGUGAUGGGUGCCCAUCGCCACUCCAGAGGAAGAGGACAUUCAGAAAAUAAAGAGUCUCCAAGGAA